UGUUCCUACUUAACAAGACGAUUCAGUGGGGUCAAUCUAAAUGAAUCGUCGUAUUCUUAGAGUGGUGCGACAUUAAGUAGAGAGGGUAUAAAUACAGAUUUCACUGGAUGCUCAUGGUACAUUUAACAAAGUCAGUGCUGAACUAUGAUGAAGUAUUUGGUAGCGACUCUUUGUUUUGUGGGGGCGUGCAUCGCUCAAGAAUCACACGGGAGAAGAUACCAACAACCACACCAACAGCCACACCAACAGCAACCACAGCAACAAGAAGGCCAGCAGAAUCAACAUUACCAAGAGCCACCCCAACAGUAUCACGAGAAUAGACGUCAUGAGUCGACUACGUAUAUUCCGAUAAUUCGGUUUGAUAAAGAACAAGGUGCCGAUGGUAGCUACAAAGCACUAUGGGAAACUGGCAACAACAUCUUAGCUCAGGAAGAAGGUUACCUAAAGGAUUUAGGACCAGAUCCAGAUGCAAAGGGUGAAACCCUCCAUGCUCAAGUUCAACAAGGAUCCUUCACAUACACAGCCCCCAACGGCGAAGUUAUCGUCACCCGAUACACGGCCGAUGAAACAGGUUUCCACGUAGAAGGCGACCACCUCCCAACUCCACCACCAGUCAGUCCAGAGGUACAAAAAGGUCUAGACUUAAUUUACGCUGGAAUUAGGCAACAACAAGAACAGGCCGCGCGUGAAUACACACCCGAGGCGAAACAAAGUCAGGACUAUCGCGAACCAGGACGCCAGUCCCAACGUAACCAGCUACAACAAGAGUACAACAGACAAAACCAAUACCAACAAGAGUACAAUGGGCCACAACAACGCCAACAUCAGCAGCAGUAAUGCGCGUAUUUCUGUGAUUUAUUACGAAAUGUAGAUUCCAUCCUCAAGUUUAAUUUAUUCUGUUGCCAAUAAUAAUUUUAAUAAAUACAUUUAAUUAAGAA
Messenger RNA from Photinus pyralis (common eastern firefly), 938 nucleotides. Its product is annotated as endocuticle structural glycoprotein SgAbd-2-like. The transcript has 4 exons. Gene Ontology annotation, cellular component: chitin-based extracellular matrix. The coding region runs from base 145 to 837 and encodes 230 amino acids. NCBI's taxonomy places the organism in Eukaryota, Metazoa, Arthropoda, Insecta, Coleoptera, Lampyridae. Gene Ontology annotation, molecular function: structural constituent of chitin-based larval cuticle. The record is from RefSeq and is a predicted model, not a curated record.